Plasmodium reichenowi is the source of this 288-nucleotide messenger RNA. Its product is annotated as V-type proton ATPase 16 kDa proteolipid subunit, putative. Gene Ontology annotation, molecular function: proton-transporting ATPase activity, rotational mechanism. Gene Ontology annotation, cellular component: proton-transporting V-type ATPase, V0 domain. Gene Ontology annotation, biological process: proton transmembrane transport. The record is from RefSeq and is a predicted model, not a curated record. Lineage: Eukaryota; Apicomplexa; Aconoidasida; Haemosporida; Plasmodiidae. The annotation marks the transcript as partial. The transcript is spliced from 3 exons.
UUUUUAUCCCAUUUUAUAGUGACACCAGCUGAGGGCUAUUCCACUUUUGCUGGAUAUGCACAUUUAUCCUCAGGAUUAAUAGUAGGAUUAAGUUCAUUGGCUGCCGGUUUAGCUAUUGGUAUAGUAGGAGAUGCAGGUGUAAGAGCAAAUGCACAACAAAAUAGAUUAUUUAUUGGUAUGAUUUUGAUUCUUGUUUUUUCUGAAACCUUAGCAUUAUAUGGUUUAAUUAUUGGUAUAUAUAUCUCCAUCGCAGAAACACCAAAAUUAUGUGCACCCUAUAAUGUGUAA